CUUUGCGACGACACGGGAGAUCGACGAGCUUGGAGGGAAAUUUCUCCGUGCUUCGCGGCCUGAAGUUUUUCUCUGUGCACUGCGGACUAGCAAUGGACACCCAGAAGGACUUUCAGCCCCCGAAGCAGCAGUCCAUGAUAUAUAUCUGUGGAGAGUGUCACACCGAAAGUGAAAUAAAAUCCAGAGAUCCAAUCAGAUGCAGAGAAUGUGGAUACAGAAUAAUGUACAAGAAAAGGACUAAAAGAUUGGUGGUUUUUGAUGCCCGAUAAAUCAUGAAAAACUAAGAGUAUCUUCAUUUUACUUGCAUUUGCUCCAUUAAUGGAUCUUAUUGUUGGUGUAACUUUUAAUUUAGCACACUUACCUUAUGAGCAUAAAACUAUGUACAUAUGAUUUCAUUUCAUGUUAAAAACAAGAUUGUAUUUAGGUGUCAAUACUUUGUAUAAAAAAUGUGUUCAAUUAAAUGACUUAUGUAUUCUGACUCACAGUGAAAAAUUAAAAUUGCUUCCUCAAGCCAA
This is a messenger RNA of Perognathus longimembris pacificus (Pacific pocket mouse), 515 nucleotides long. RefSeq names its product DNA-directed RNA polymerases I, II, and III subunit RPABC4-like. Bases 93 to 269 code for a protein of 58 amino acids. Gene Ontology annotation, cellular component: RNA polymerase II, core complex; RNA polymerase I complex; RNA polymerase III complex. Gene Ontology annotation, molecular function: DNA-directed RNA polymerase activity; DNA binding; zinc ion binding. The transcript has a single exon. The record is from RefSeq and is a predicted model, not a curated record. Lineage: Eukaryota; Metazoa; Chordata; Mammalia; Rodentia; Heteromyidae. Gene Ontology annotation, biological process: DNA-templated transcription.